This is a messenger RNA of Equus caballus (horse), 3346 nucleotides long. NCBI's taxonomy places the organism in Eukaryota, Metazoa, Chordata, Mammalia, Perissodactyla, Equidae. The record is from RefSeq and is a predicted model, not a curated record.
CACGUUGAGGGGCGGGGUCACCAUGACCGGCGGGGUCGCUCCGAGAGGCGGGGUCUCCCUGCGUGGGAGGAACCCUCGGAGGAGGGGUGUAGCACCCAAGGGCUCCAGCGACCCCGAUGGUGGUGCUGUCCUACUGGGGAAAGGUCCCUCCGAGGGGCCGGGCCUCCGCGGGGAAGGGCUCCUGGAGGGGCGGGGUCUUGCCGAGGGUGGGACCUCGCCGAAGGAGGAGCUCGCCUGCAGUGGGAGGUGGCUCUGUGGAGAGAGGGUAGUUGGGAAGGAGGAGAGGGAGGGAGGUCCGUGUGGCGGGUCGCUGGGCGGAGGCACUGGAGGGAGAACUUUAUUCGAGGGGGGCGGGAUGGAGUGAGGAGGAGCCGGGGCUGGCUGGCCGAGGGCCCACCGCGGCCCCCGGGCACCACGACCGCCCGCGAAGGUAGAAGGCGUCGGGGGUGCAGAGGUUGCAGGAGUCGGGCGGAGACCGGGAAUGGGCAGGCGGCGCCGGGGCGGACGCCGGGGCGGCGGGCAGGUGGCCGGGCCUGAGCGGGCUUCUGCUCUGCCCCGCUCCUCGGUGGAGCGCAGACAGCGGGCUGCUCCCUGAGCCCGGCCCUCCGCCGCCAGUGCCCCGAGGGCGGGGAGAAAGGACUCCCAGGGCGGCCGGCGACGUUCGAGCUGCGCGUACGCACAAUCAGCCCCCGUUCCAUUCAGUUGUUCAGCUCGAACCUGCACGUGCUUCUCCCGACGCCGCAGCCCCCGCGGUCGCGGCCACCGGUCGCGGCGUGCGCACCUGGGGGGCGUGGCGCUGCCCCGAGGCCCGGCUCGAAGGAGUUAAGCGGAGGCCCGGCCCCGCCCCGCCCCCAGCAGGCCGCGGAGCCUGAGCCCCAGCGGCGAAGCGGAGAGCCGCCGCCCGCCUCCGCCUGCGGGAGCCAGCGCCUGCCCGCCGGCGCCCGGGAGCGUCCCCGGCCCGCCGGCCAGGCCAGCCCAGGCCGUGCGCAGCGCGGCGCGGCGUCCGCCCGGGCCCAGCGAGCCGGCGCGGCGGGGGCGGGCCCAGGAUCUCCGGCGGGCCUUCCAUUCCCCCGGGCGGGAGCGGAGCCCCGGCGCCCAUGGCGAGCGCGGCCUGCCCGGGACCCGGGGACCCUGCCAUGUGAGGCAGGCCCGGGCUGGGGCCCGGCCAUGGCCGGGGAACGGCCCCCACUGCGGGGCCCUGGGCCCGGGCCGGGAGAGGCGCCGGGGGAUGGGCCCCCCGGGCCGGGGGGCGCGGGCGGAGGCCCGGGCCGGGGCCGCCCCUCCUCCUACCGGGCCCUCCGCAGCGCCGUGUCCAGCCUAGCGCGCGUGGACGAUUUCCACUGCGCCGAGAAGAUCGGGGCCGGCUUCUUCUCUGAGGUCUACAAGGUUCGGCACCGACAGUCCGGGCAAGUCAUGGUGCUGAAAAUGAACAGGCUCCCCAGUAAUCGGGGAAAUACGCUACGGGAGGUGCAGCUGAUGAACCGGCUCCGGCACCCCAACAUCCUAAGGUUCAUGGGGGUCUGUGUGCACCAGGGGCAGCUGCACGCUCUUACAGAGUACAUGAAUGGGGGGACCCUGGAACAGCUGCUCAGCUCCCCCGAACCCCUAUCCUGGCCUGUCAGGCUCCGCCUGGCUCUGGACAUCGCCCGUGGCCUGCGGUACCUGCAUGCCAAAGGGGUAUUCCACCGAGACCUCACAUCCAAGAACUGUCUGAUCCGACGGGAAGACCGAGGCUUCACAGCUGUUGUGGGUGACUUCGGGCUGGCUGAAAAGAUUCCUGUGUAUAGGGAAGGGGCGAGGAAGGAGCCGCUGGCUGUGGUGGGUUCUCCAUACUGGAUGGCGCCAGAGGUGUUGCGGGGUGAGCUAUAUGAUGAGAAGGCUGAUGUCUUCGCUUUUGGGAUUGUUCUCUGUGAGCUCAUCGCUCGAGUACCUGCGGACCCUGAUUACCUACCCCGUACUGAGGACUUUGGCCUGGAUGUGCCUGCUUUCCGGAGCCUAGUAGGGGAUGACUGCCCACUGCCUUUCCUGCUCCUGGCCAUCCAUUGCUGCAGUAUGGAACCUAGCACUCGUGCUCCCUUCACUGAAAUCACCCAGCACCUGGAAUGGAUCCUGGAGCAGCUCCCUGAGCCAGCCCCCCUCCCCAGGGCUCCCCUGACACACAAGCAGGGCUCUGUUCCAAGAGGGGGUCCCUCUGCCACGCUUCCCAGGCCAGACCCCCGGCUCUCCCGCAGCCGGUCCGACCUCUUCCUGCCCCCGUCACCAGAAUCACCCCCCAACUGGGGGGACAAUCUGACUCGAGUCAAUCCCUUCUCACUACGGGAAGACCUCAGGGGUGGCAAGAUCAAGCUCCUGGACACACCCAGCAAGCUAGUCGCACCCCUGCCCCUUGUACCACCAUCACCACUGCCCUCCACCCAGCUGCCCUUGGUGACCACUCCAGAGACCCUGGUCCAGCCUGGGACACCUGCCCGCCGCUGCCGCUCACUACCGUCAUCCCCUGAGCUCCCCCGACGUAUGGAGACAGCACUGCCAGGUCCUGGCCCUCCUGCUGUGGGCCCCUCAGUUGAAGAGAGAAUGGAGUGUGAGGGCAGCAGCCCUGAGCCGGAACCCCCAGGACCAGCUCCCCAGCCGCCCCUGGCUACGGCCACAGACAACUUCAUCAGCACUUGUUCCUCAGCCUCCCGGCCCUGGUCCUCUAGAUCAGGAGCUCCCCUUAACAACAACCCCCCAGCUGUGGUGGUGAACUCCCCACAAGCCUGGGCUGGGGAGUCCUGGAACCGGGCCCAGCAUAGCCUGCCCCGGGCGGCAGCCCUGGAGCGGACAGAACCCUCACCGCCCCCUUCAGCUCCCCGGGAAUCCGAUGAGGGGCUGCCGUGCCCAGGCUGCUGCCUUGGCCCCUUCAGCUUUGGCUUCCUGUCCAUGUGCCCCCGCCCCACACCAGCUGUUGCCCGCUACCGCAACCUGAACUGUGAGGCGGGCAGUCUCCUCUGCCACCGAGGGCACCAUGCCAAGCCACCCACACCCAGCCUGCAGCUGCCUGGCGCACGCUCUUAGCAGUGGGGCCUCUGGUCUCAGGCCUCCAACUUUGGCAUUCAGGACGCCCUGUGAGAACAGAGUGCAGAUGCUGGACAGUGCCAGCCCCAGAUGGGCCACCGGCUCUUCUCCCUGUAUAGGGGAACUUCAGCAUGGACUCGAGAGACAGAACAUUUCCUAUCCAACCCCUGGGCUUGCUCUCCCGUGGGAAUCACUGAACCAGACACAGCAUUGCUGACACAUGAGACUAACACAUGCAAAUUAUUUAAAAAUAUUUCAAUAAAACUGCCUGGCUGGCUCCGGGCUGCCCCUA